CAUCCCAUAAGCAGUCCAUCCCAUUAUUUACAAGCACACUACACACCACACAACAGGCAGCAGAUAUGUUAGAAAAGGCAUAUACAAAUGCGAGUGACACUGUCAGGCAAACACGCCACCCCAAAGACACACACCCAUCCCCCCUCCCCCUCCCUCACUGCGUCACCACCUGCAGUAUCUCGAUCUCAUCCGCCAUGAAGUAGGGCGAAGGAAAGCUACCCCCCGUGCAGAACCUAGGCAGCCAUUUGCUGUAGAUCUUCUGACAACAGCUGCGGAUGUCGGCAGCUGGCCAGCCACUGGAAUGGCCGUGACCCAAUUCCAGAUACCCACCGACCUCCACCUUCGCACCACGACCCACACUCCCAUCCCUCCCCGCCACAUACACACACUGAUAUCCUCGGUGGAUGUCUAUCUUGGUGGGCUGGGCGAAGUGCCCGGCCAGCGAAAACCACCACACAUCACACUCGUACUUGCGCCUGGCGGUGGGGUCGUCGGGCUCCUGAAGGCCGUCACUGAUGAAGACGCCGAAGACGUACUCGUCCUUGCAGAUGACGAACACCAGGUCCCACUCGUCGCCGACACACCGGAGCAAAUCAUCGUACUUGGUGCCAUCACGCGAUGCCCUGAUGCACAGACAUCCAGACACCAAGGAAGAGAGACAAGCCAUGCAUCUCUUCCUCCACUACAGCAGAUGUCCGUCGACUGCCUACCGGUAGAGCAGCCUCAGUUUUGUGUUGCACCCCAGCCACUCGGUGAACAAUCGGUCGAGCUCGUCUUGGCCACCGACCACAGCAGCAGCAGCAGCAGACACACUACUAGACGAGCCUCGACCACCUGUGUCCGUACACAAAUCCAUCCAUCCAUCCAUCCAAUCAGAUGAGUAUACGGCCAGGCGGGUGGACGUACCGGCUGGCGGUGCUUGUGGGUCAUUGACAAACGGGCUGCCGUGGUCAGCCGACGACUGCACAUCGACACAGACGCGGCAGAGAGCAAUCAUAAGUGCUCUCGUCGCCUGUGGCUCUCGCAGAUGUGCGUACCUGAGGCGUGGGUCUAGACGAAUGGCUACGCAGUCGAGUCGAAUGGCUACUGGAACGGCGCUGCAUGGUGGUGGGCCGUUCUCUGUAGUGCGCCGUGUGGUCGGCGGGCCACUCAUCCAAGUAGAUGAUGCGGAUCUCACUGGGCUUCUCCUUCAGCUCACCCCUAAACACACACACAGAGAGAGAGAAAGCUGAUGUGACACUUGCCGAGCGUCUGUGGGUGGAGAGAGGGAGGGGGAGCCUUACGCCAUAUUGUCCUUGUAUCCAACGAUCGCCACUCUGAGGCCCAGCUGCAGGCAGUCGUCGAUGGUGUCAGAGAAGUCCUUGUCGCCCGCAAACCUGAAGCAAUGCAUUCUGCCAAUGCUCCCUCGCUCUCCUCUGUGUGUGUGUCUGUGUGCUCACAGAACUAUCGUCGUGAUUCCGUCACUGCAGCCGUCAGCUGAUGAAGACGCCGCCGACCCUCUUGCACCGAGGCGCGAGUUCUCUGACACGGCAACCGUCACACACGAGUCAUUCUCCACCUUUUUGGCCUUGCUCCGCUUUCUUACCAUAGGCCGUUUUGAGCAUCCGGCGGACUAUCAUGACGUCGCCGCCCUGCACCCAACCUGACACACACACACACACACACACACACACAGAGAGAGAGAGAGAGAGAGAGAAUACAUAUGAGACCGCCCCGCACUCGUGCCGAUCUCUGUCCAUCCCGCUGACCUUGGAGCUUUUCGCCCCGUUCGCUGUAGCCGACAUUCUGCUUCUUGAAGUCGCAGAGGGCCACAGUGACUCGCGACUUGAUGCGCUGCUGGUGACGCAGCUCGUUGUGGAGCGUGAUGCGCUUUUCUUUGCUGUCGCUGUGCCUCCCACGAGCCACCGUCGAGUACCUACACAAAGCACAGGCAUGAGAGCACUCUGGCGUGAAGCGGUCUGUGUCUGUGUCUGUGUGUGUCACCAUUUGUCGGGAUCUCCGUCAACGAAGUGGGUCUGCACGUUCUCGACUCCCAGCGUGUUCGCCACAUACUCGAGCAUGCUGAGGAAUGUGUCAGCGCUCAUAGCAGACCCCCGCCUCUCCUUGAAGCUAUCCUGCACACACCAACAGCACCCAGCAACACAUGAAUGCAUCGUUAGCCCAUGUGUCUGUGUGACUGUGUACGCGCCUGUAUGUACGCUCCAUCGACGAUGAACAUGGCUUUGGGCUUCGUCGACGCCAUGCUGCUGAGGAUUCGUGACUGCACUGUACACGUUGGAUCUGCCGCUUCAAUUCGAUGUGUGCGGACCGGUCAGGCCCAACGACACCCAGUGGAACGACACAG
Vitrella brassicaformis is the source of this 2344-nucleotide messenger RNA. The record is from the annotation of a GenBank genome assembly. NCBI's taxonomy places the organism in Eukaryota, Vitrellaceae.